Molecule: messenger RNA, 2895 nt
Organism: Paramecium pentaurelia
Lineage: Eukaryota; Ciliophora; Oligohymenophorea; Peniculida; Parameciidae
Source: the annotation of a GenBank genome assembly
AUGAAUAAUUUUAAAACAGGAGUCAAGGUAUGUUUCUAUAUUAAAGAGAUAGUUUGGGAAAAUCAAAGUACUCAAUGUGGCAGAGAAACCAUCUGUAGCCAGGUCAAUUGCAAACGUGCUUGCUCGUGAUCAUACAGUAGAAGAAACUUAAUCUCCAUAUAACAAAUUAUUCAAAUUCAAUUAUAAGUUUGGAGAUUAGGAAGCUGAGAUGUGGAUUACAUCUGUUACAGGGCAUUUAAAGAGUUUGAGAUACCCAAAGAAAUAUUAGAAAUGGGAUUAAUGGGAUCCUCUCAUUAUAUUAAAAGAUGCAGAAAUUGAAAAUAUAAUUCCUAAUGACAAGAGUAUUGUAAGAUACUAAAAAUAGGAUUUUUGGAAGGGAAUUUAUAAGUAUUUGCAAAGGAAUGUAGUCAAUUAAUUCUCUGGUUAGAUUGCGAUAGAGAAGGUGAAAAUAUUGCAUUUGAAGUUCUGGAGGUUUGUAAAGAUUCAAAUCCAUAAAUUUAAGUACAUCGAGCUCAUUUUUCAGCAGUCACCUAUGUUGAUAUUAAGAAAGUAGAUUAUAAUCAUAAUAUAAUAUUAUAGGCUUUAGAUAAUUUAAAAUAGCCAGAUGCAAAUUUAUCUAAUUCUGUACUUGCUAGAUAAGAAAUAGAUCUUAGAAUAGGAGCAUCAUUUACUAGAUUUCAAACUCUGUUAUUAUAAUAGCAAUUUAAUUUAUCAUCUAUUAUUAGUUAUGGUCCAUGUUAAAUUCCUACAUUAGGAUUUGUUGUAUAAAGAUAAAAAGAGAUUGAUUCAUUUGUGAAAGAGAAGUUUUGGUUUAUAUAAUGUGAAGAUUAAACUGGAUGUGUAUUUAAUUGGAGUAGAGGGAAUAUUUUUGAUGAAAUGAUUGUAUUAAUAUUAUUUGAAAGAUGUUUUACAGAAUAAGCAAAGAUAAUUGAUGUUUAAUAAAAAGAAGUUUAAAAAUGGAAACCUUAUCCUUUAUCAACUAUUGAAUUUGAAAAAUUGGCUUCAAAAAAAUUAAAAAUAUCUGCUCAUAAAGCUAUGGAAUUAGCUGAGAAAUUAUAUAAUAGAGGUUUUAUUAGUUAUCCAAGAACUGAAACCAAUAAAUUUCCACCAACUAUUAACUUAUAAAAUAUUAUUAGAGAUCAAAUUAAUCAUCCUGUAUGGGGAGAAUUUGCAUAAAGUUUAAUUAAUCAUAACUUUGAUUAACCAAGGGCUGGUAAUAAAGAUGAUAAAGCUCAUCCUCCUAUACAUCCUGUUAAAAUGAUGCGUUAAUCAGAUGCAUAAACAGAAUAAGAAUGGGAAAUUUAUUAAUUAAUUACAAGACAUUUCUUAGCAUGUUGUUCUAAAAAUGCUAAAGGGUCUGAAACUACACUUAAUCUAUAAGUAUAAGAAGAAUCCUUUUAUAAACAGGGCUUGGUUAUAAUUGAAAAAAAUUACUUAGAAAUUUAUCCUUAUGAUGAAUGGUCAUAAUCUUAAGUUCCAAAUUAUAAUAAAGGAGAUAUGGUAUAAAUUAAAUUAAAGAUUCAAAAUGGUAAAACAUCUCCUCCUAAACCUUUGACUGAAUCUGAAUUAAUUGGUAUGAUGGAUAAAAAUGGUAUAGGAACUGAUGCUACAAUUCAUGAACAUAUUAAUACUAUUUAAGAAAGAGAAUAUGCAAUUAAAAAAGGUUAAACUAUAAAACCAACUAAACUUGGGUUAGCAUUAGUUGAAUCCUAUGAAAUACUAGGCUUUACAUUGCAUUAACCACACCUAAGAGCUGUUAUGGAAUAAAGAAUGAAUGAAGUAGCUUAAGGAACGAAAUAAAAAAAAGAAAUAGUAGAAGCAACAAUUACUGAAAUGAGUGUAAUUCUAAAAGAACUUUAAGGAAAAAGAAAUUAAAUAUUAUCUACAUUUGGUUAGUAUAUAGAAGCAUUAAAAGAUUAUGAUGAAAAUAAUGAUGAUGAUAAUACAUAAAAUAGAGACUUAAACUAAUAAUAAAAUUCAUAAUAAAAAAAAAAACAUAAAUUACCAAAAAAAUAACAACAAUAAUAAUAAUAAUAAUAAUAAUAAUAAUAAUAAUAAUAAUAAUAAUAAUAAUAAUAAUAAUAAUAAUAAUAAUAAUAAUAAUAAUAAUAAUAAUAUUAACAAUAACAAUAAUAAUAAAAUUAUUCAUAAUAAUGUAAUAAAUGUGGAACAUAAUUAGUUGAAAUUAAAUAAAUCAAUGGUUAAAUUCUUGAAAUUUGUUUAAAAUGUUGUUUAGGUUAAGAAAAAUCUUAAAAUUUUAAUAGUAUAAAUAACUUUGAAUCAAAAUCUUAAAAUAAUACUACUUCUAAUUUUCAAUCAAAAUCUUUUAAAACAUCCAAUAUUGAAGAAACUUUCUAAUGCAAUUAGUGUAAAAAUUAAAUGAAAAUUAGAUAAUCUAAAUUAAAGAAUUCUUAUUUUUUUGGUUGUCUUGGUUAUCCUUAAUGCAAUUAAGCAAUAUUCUUACCUGAUUAUAUUAAAUCUAUAUAGAGGAUAGAUAAAAAAUGUAAAAAAUGUAAUUCCAAUUUAUUUCAAACUGAAUAUUCUGAAAAUUCAACUUUAUAAUAAUAAAAAUCUCAAUCACUAUGUCUAUAUCCUGAAUGUUCUGAAGGUUUGAAGACUGAAUGGAAAAAUCAAAAUAGAGAAUCGUAAUAAACAAAUAUAUAUAAUUCAAAAUCAAAAUAGGGCUUCUUAAUGAGACAAAUAUAAUGCAAGAAAUGCAAUUAGUUUGGACAUUAUGAAGAUGUAUGUAAUAUUAGUACUAAAACAAUGAUUUCUUAAGUAGAUUCUAAUUAAGAAGAAAAAAAAGAUAAACUCUGUCCUUCAUGUGGUGUCAUAGGAAGGCAUCCUAAAGGUUCCGUCUGUCCUAUGAAAAAGGUUAAGAAGAAAAAUUAAUGA